Cyclopterus lumpus (lumpfish) is the source of this 1935-nucleotide messenger RNA. RefSeq names its product beta-galactosidase-1-like protein 2. The coding region runs from base 1 to 1905 and encodes 634 amino acids. The transcript is spliced from 19 exons. Gene Ontology annotation, molecular function: beta-galactosidase activity. Gene Ontology annotation, biological process: carbohydrate metabolic process. The record is from RefSeq and is a predicted model, not a curated record. NCBI's taxonomy places the organism in Eukaryota, Metazoa, Chordata, Actinopteri, Perciformes, Cyclopteridae. Gene Ontology annotation, cellular component: vacuole.
AUGGUUGUCUUGAGGAUAAGAAACGCUCACAAAAGGAAAUAUGCACUUAUCUGCCUGUGUAUUGUUGGUUUCAUUGUGUACAAAUAUGUCGGCAUGCCAUCGGGGGGACAGAGGAUGAGCAGGAAGGUGGGCCUGAGUGCCAACGCGUCCCAGUUCACCCUGGAGGGAGAGCCCUUCCGCGUCCUCGGGGGCUCCGUCCACUAUUUCCGCGUGCCCAGGGCCUACUGGAGGGACCGCCUGAUGAAGAUGAAGGCCUGUGGCAUCAACACCCUCACCACGUACGUGCCGUGGAGUCUGCACCAGCCGGAGAGAGGGGUUUUCAACUUCUACACACAGCUGGAUUUAGUAGCUUAUAUCAACCUCGCUGCUGAAUUGGGAUUGUGGGUGAUUUUGCGUCCAGGGCCCUACAUUUCCUCUGAGCUGGACCUAGGAGGACUGCCAAGCUGGCUCCUCCGUGAUGGCAGCAUGAGGCUCAGGACGACUCAUCCGGGCUUUACUCAGGCUGUCAAUACUUUUUUUGACAAACUCAUACCAAGAGUGGUUCCUCUGCAGUUCAAGAAAGGAGGACCCAUCAUUGCAGUGCAGGUUGAAAACGAGUAUGGAUCCUUUGCGAAGGAUGAAAGUUACAUGCUUUUCAUUAAAGAGGCCUUACAGUCCAAAGGGAUCAGCGAGCUCCUGCUCACAUCAGAUUACCACAACACAUUAAAGUCUGGGGGUGUGGAUGGAGCUAUCAGAUCAUUGAAAUUGCAGAAGCUGAAUCAGAUGGAGCUCCAGGAUCUGAACGCUAUCCAGCCCAACAGCCCCACCAUGGUGAUGGACUACUGGACCGGCUGGUAUGAUGUGUGGGGGGACCUCCACCAUGUGCUUCCUCCGGAGGAUAUGAUGUCCACUGUGAGAGAAAUUCUGAGGCGGGGCAUGUCUGUCAACCUGUACAUGUUCCACGGAGGCUCCAGUUUUGGCUUCAUGAGCGGAGCACGCGCCGAUCCUUCCUACAAAGCUCUGAUCCCCAGCUACGACUAUGAUGCUCCCUUGUCUGAGGCGGGGGAGUACACUCCAAAGUACCACCUCCUCAGGGAUUUACUUUCUCUAUACAACAGAGGCAGUUUCCCUGACAUGCCAGCCCUGCAUUACAGGGAGUCUUAUGAACCUGCUAUCAUGUACCAGCACCUGUCAUUAUGGGAUGCUUUGAGCUUCACUGAGGGACCAUUUAAGUCACCCAAGCCAGUAAGCAUGGAGAAUCUACCUGUGAACAACAGGAACGGCCAGUCCUAUGGAUACACGCUGUAUGAGGCUACCAUCACCAGUGGAGGAUUACUGAAGUCUGGAGACAAUGUCCGAGACCGUGCCCUGGUGUUUGUAGAUAGAAGCUACAUUGGUCUUUUCAAGCGGCACAAUCUGGAGCUGGCAGUUCCUGAUGGUAAGGGACGACGUACCUUGAGUUUAUUGGUGGAAAACUGUGGACGAGUUCACCAGGGAAGGGACCUUGACAAACAACAUAAAGGCCUUGUGGGAGACAUUUUAUUAAACAAUACCCCUUUGCGAGACUUUACAAUGUACAGCCUGGAUAUGAAACCCAGCUUUAUUGAUAGUCUUUAUCAGGCACCUUGGAGAUCUCUCCCCGACACUCCCAGCUUCCCUGGAUUUUUCAUGGGGAGGCUGUUUGCCUACGGGUAUCCGAGUGACACGUUUGUGAAGCUGCCUGGCUGGGAGAAAGGUGUUGUGUUUAUCAAUGGGCUGAAUCUGGGCCGCUACUGGUCAAUUGGGCCCCAGCAGGCUCUCUACCUCCCUGGUCCAUUUCUCAACAGUGGAAUCAACCAGGUCAUUGUGUUUGAAGAGCAGGAGGGUGACUACAAGAUCCACUUUGAGGACACGCCUGAUCUUGGCAUGACAGCAGACAUUCAAUGAUUGUCAUCCCUGCCUGUAUGGGCAUUGUUU